This is a messenger RNA of Rotaria socialis, 729 nucleotides long. Lineage: Eukaryota; Metazoa; Rotifera; Eurotatoria; Philodinida; Philodinidae. The record is from the annotation of a GenBank genome assembly.
AUGAAUACUUAUAAACGGAAAACACGUCAAAAACUCGAUAAUAGUUUAUCAAAUAUUAACAAAGAAGAUUCCACAAAGUCAAAUUUGGAUAUUAAUAAUAAACUAUCAUUUCCAUCGCCAGAAGGUGUUGAUCAAAAUGAAUGGAUUGCUAUUAAUAUUGUUUCGUUUUUCAAUCAUAUUAAUAUAUUAUACGGUGCAAUAUCUCAUUUAUGUACAACAACAACAUGUCCAAUUAUGAUUGGUCCAAAAAAUAGUUUAUAUUAUUGGGUUGAUGAACGAGGAAAAAAAGUUAAAUAUUCAGCAUCACAAUAUAUUGAAUUAGCAAUAAUUUUUAUUCAAAAAAAUCUUUCAAAUGAAGCUAUUUUUCCAACACGUUUUGAUAAUAAAUUUCCUUCAACAUUUAUAAUAUUAAUCCGUAAAAUUGUUCGUUUAUUAUUUCAUUGUUUAUCACAUAUAUAUGCUAUACAUUACAACGAAUUAAUUGAAUAUGAAUUACAUCCACAUUUAAAUAGUUUAUUUCUUCAUCUUAUAUCAUUUAUAAUUAAAUCUGAUAUAAUUCCUUUUGAUUGUUCAAAUUCAAGUUCAUUCAUCAUAUCGUCUCAAAUUGAAAUCCGUGAAUUUCGAACAGAACUUGAAUCUUUAUCUGUUUUAUAUGAACUAUUAUCUAAACAAUGGCAACAUAUUUACGCUCAAAUAUCUGCACAACAACGAAAAAUAUCAAACGAAUAA